AUGGUGAUAACCACAGUGUUAUCAUUCUUCACGGCACCAACCUCAGCCACUUACAUGCGGUUCUACGGGUACUCGCUUAACGCUACUAUAUUCACCUACCUGGUCGUUCUCAGGCAAACCUACAAGGCCAAACCAGUUUCGCUAGUUCUUUCCCAAUACAGUUCUCUCAUCCGUGAUGAUAACGUUCAGUACAUCGGAUUGGCAAUCCUGCUGAGGCUGAGUGCAAGUGUCCCAGGGCCUGUCAUUGGCGGGCUAUAUCCCUUUUCCAUCUACGCUCUUUUCCAUGUUUUGCGGUACAUUGCGGACUUGGUGCCUGCGGUAAGACCUCGUGUGGCCUCAGUGUUGGCUUUGAAUGACCGUGCAGUGUACAUUGCGGCAAACGCUGAACUUCUACUCUGCACAUCAUUUGCGCUUCCACUUGUGAAGAUGUUUCUGCUUCUAGGGAUUUUGCGGAAUCCAGUGUACUCCAUCCGCCAAUUAGUGCUCAUUGCCGGGAUCACUGUGUUCUUGAGAUUUCGUUAUUUUCAGAGCAAAUAUACCCGGACCGUUGUGGAUGGCUAUGACAUGCGGAUCGCUCAAUUGGUGUGCUCUCCGUAUGCUCCAAACAAUGCACCAUACAUUUACGCCGCAAUUAAGGGAGUGUUUACGAGGGCUCUGGAGCCAGUACGCCCGGCGUUGAAGAAGCAGUAA
Kuraishia capsulata CBS 1993 is the source of this 690-nucleotide messenger RNA. RefSeq lists its product as uncharacterized. The coding region runs from base 1 to 690 and encodes 229 amino acids. Gene Ontology annotation, biological process: endoplasmic reticulum tubular network organization; membrane organization. The transcript has a single exon. The record is from RefSeq and is a predicted model, not a curated record. NCBI's taxonomy places the organism in Eukaryota, Fungi, Ascomycota, Pichiomycetes, Pichiales, Pichiaceae. Gene Ontology annotation, cellular component: membrane; endoplasmic reticulum.